UAAUUCACUUUUAUAGUGAAUACUUGUGCUUACAUAGCUAAAGCAAACACAAUGAGAUAAGAAAUAUAUCUUGUGCAGUUUCUUCUCUAUUAAUAUUAACUGGGAUCCAAAUGUGUAUGAAAAUUUAAGGAGAAAAGCGCUAGAGAAAAGUUGUAAAUAACACCAGAUGUCACUGUGAUUCCUUAUUUUGUCAAAUGACUAAAUGAUUUAAGUUAUCAGUUUAUCUCCAAUGGUAGCCUUAGAAAUUUGCUUUGUUCCCCUUACCCCCCAGAAAGGAGUGACACGAAAAAGGAUCAGAAAACGGACUUCAGUGUUGCUGAAACAGUUUUCUUUCCAGUUGAUGGAUAUUUUAAUGAUUGGAAGAAGAGCACCGAGAAAUUGAAGAGAUUAGAUUCUUUUAGAGGUACAGAUAAACUUGAUAGAAGAAGAUUUGGAAGUAUUUAAGAAGAAGUUUGAAAUAAAGGCAGAAAUUUUGAUCUAAUGUGUCAACCAUUUAGCACUUUAAACACUUGUUCAGAACAUUUUCCUUCCCAAGAUGAAAGAAGAAACAGUUGACAAACCAUUAUACUUGAGACUACUCGGAGAAAAAUAAUAUUGAAGUCUGCUAAUUCUGAGAAUAACAAUAUUUUAUCAUCUUCUUUUGGGAAACAGAAAAACAAUACCGUGUGUGUGUGUUUAAUUUAAUCACUAAGGAUAAUGUCUUGUGCUACAUGAUGAAAAUGACUUCAAUUGAAUUUGGAAAUUUUUUAUCUUCUUUUUUUACAUGAUAUUUCAGGUUUAUUAGAUUUACAUAAAGGGAAUAAAUGCUGGAUUCACUGUAUUUUCUGACUACACUGCUGUUUUCUGUGCAUUAUGGAGACACUGUAGACAUUAAUAUUCCUUGAAAUUUUAUUUUGUUGGAAUCAAAACUGCCAGGGACAUAGAUAUGCUAUAUAAUUUUCUCUUUAUAGCAAUUUUCCUUGCUUUGGAUGAGCUGAAUGUCACCUGGAUUUUACAGCCUAUGCGGUAUAAAGUCUGUUUUAUCUAGAUCUUUAAUAUAUAAUUCAUAAUAACCAGAUGGGAUACACACUAAACACUGUGCUUAACACAUAUGCCUAAGGAAAGUAUCUUCCCCAUGGAUCAUGGCGUUAAUGUUUACAGGACAUAUCCCAUUUUUAACAUUGAUGAUGUGUCAUUUUUCUACUUGUGAAGACUUUGUGAGCAAUUAUUCUGAAAGGGCAGUUUUCACAGAUGAUAUACAAUGGUUUAAGACACAGAAAGUACAAGAUUUCAAACCGAGCCAAAAACUUCAUCCAAACUUAUAUUUUGAUGGCGGAGAUAUACAAACAUUGAAACAAAAAUCUCAUACAAGCCAUUUGCAUCUGUUUAGAGCUAUCAAAAGUGCGGUGACAAUUAUGCUGUCCAAUCCAUCAUACUACCUACCUCCACCCAAGCAUGCUGAUUUUGCUGCCAAGUGGAAUGAAAUAUAUGGUAAUAAUCUUCCUCCUUUAGCACUGUAUUGUUUAUUAUGUCCUGAAGACAAAGUUGCCUUUGAAUUUGUCAUGGAAUACAUGGACAGGAUGGUUAGCUACAAAGACUGGCUAGUUGACAAUGCACCAGGGGAUGAGGUUCCAGUUGGCCAUUCUUUAACAGGUUUUGCCACUGCCUAUGACUUUUUAUAUAAUCUAUUAGGUAAUCAGAGAAAACAAAAAUACCUAGAAAAAAUAUGGGUUAUUACUGAGGAAAUGUAUGAAUAUUCCAAGAUUCGUUCGUGGGGCAAACAACUUCUUCAUAACCACCAAGCUACAAAUAUGGUAGCAUUACUCAUAGGGGCCUUGGUUACAGGAGUAGAUAAAGGAUCUAAAGCAAACACAUGGAAACAAAUUGCUGUUGAAGUGAUGGAAAAGACUAUGUUUCUUUUGAAUCAUAUUGUAGAUGGCUCCUUGGAUGAAGGUGUGGCCUAUGGAAGCUAUACAUCCAAAUCAGUUACACAAUACGUUUUCUUGGCACAACGCCAUUUUAAUAUCAACAACUUGGAUAAUAACUGGUUAAAAAUGCACUUUUGGUUUUAUUAUGCUACACUUUUACCUGGCUAUCAAAGAACUGUAGGUAUAGCAGAUUCCAAUUAUAAUUGGUUUUAUGGUCCAGAGAGCCAGUUAGUUUUCUUGGAUAAGUUUGUUUUAAGGAAUGGCGCUGGAAAUUGGUUGGCUCAGCAAAUUAGAAAGCAUCGACCUAAGGAUGGACCAAUGGUUCCUUCCACUGCCCAAAGGUGGAGUACUCUUCAUACUGAAUACAUUUGGUAUGAUCCAAGGCUUACCCCACAGCCUCCUGUUGACUUUGGCAUUGCAAAAAUGCACACAUUUCCUAACUGGGGAGUUGUGACUUAUGGGGGUGGGCUGCCAAACACACAGACCAAUACCUUUGUGUCUUUUAAAUCUGGGAAACUAGGGGGACGAGCUGUGUAUGACAUAGUUCACUUUCAGCCGUAUUCCUGGAUUGAUGGAUGGAGAAGCUUUAAUCCAGGGCAUGAACAUCCAGAUCAAAAUUCAUUUACUUUUGCCCCCAAUGGGCAAGUAUUUGUUUCUGAGGCUCUUUAUGGACCUAAGUUGAGCUACCUUAACAAUGUAUUGGUGUUUGCCCCAUCACCGUCUAGUCAGUGUAAUCAUCCUUGGGAAGGUCAACUGGGAGAAUGUACACAGUGGCUCAGGUGGACGGGUGAAGAGGUGGGUAAUGCAGCUGGGGAAGUUAUUACUGCCUCUCAACAUGGAGAAAGGAUGUUUGUAAGUGGUGAAGCAGUAUCUGCUUAUUCUUCAGCAAUGAGGCUGAAAAGUGUCUAUCGUGCUUUACUUCUUUUAAAUUCUCAAACUCUGCUUGUUGUUGAUCAUAUUGAAAGGCAAGAAGCUUCCCCAAUAAAUUCUGUCAGUGCCUUCUUUCAUAAUUUGGAUAUUGAUUUUAAGUACAUCCCUUACAGGUUUAUGAAUAGGUAUAAUGGUGCAAUGAUGGAUGUGUGGGAUGCACAUUAUAAAAUGUUUUGGUUUGAUCACCAUGGCAACAGUCCUGUGGCUAAUAUACAGGAAGCAGAACAGGCUGCUGAAUUUAAGAAAAGGUGGACUCAGUUUGUUAAUGUUACUUUUCCUAUGGAAUCCACAAUCACAAGAAUUGCUUAUGUAUUUUAUGGUCCAUAUGUCAAUGUUUCUAGCUGCAGAUUUAUUGACAGUUCUAGUUCUGGCCUUCAGCUUUCUCUAAAUGUCAACAAUACUGAAUAUAGUGUUUCUGUUGUAACUGACUACCAAAACCUGAAAAGCAGAUUCCAUUACCUGGGAUUUGGUGGUUUUGCUAGUGUGGCUAAUCAAGGCCAAAUAACUCAGUUUGGUUUGGGCACUCAAGCAAUAGUAAACCCUGUAAGGCAUGAUAGAGUUAUUUUCCCUUUUGGGUUUAAAUUUAAUAUAGCAGUUGGAUUCAUUUUAUGUAUUAGUUUGAUUAUUUUAACUUUUCAAUGGCGGUUUUACCUUUCCUUUAGAAAGCUAAUGCGGUGUGUUUUAGUACUUAUUAUUGCUUUGUGGUUUAUUGAGCUUCUGGAUGUAUGGAGCACUUGCACUCAGCCCAUCUGUGCAAAAUGGAAAAGGACUGAAGCCAAGGCAAAUGAAAAGGCCAUGAUUUCUGAAGGGCAUCAUGUGGAUCUUCCUGAUAUUGUUAUUACCUCACUUCCUGGUUCAGGAGCUGAAAUUCUCAAACAGCUUUUUUUCAACAGUAGUGAUUUUCUCUAUAUGAGAAUUCCUACAGCCUACAUGGAUAUCCCUGAAACUGAAUUUGAAAUUGACUCAUUUGUAGAUGCUUGUGAAUGGAAAGUAUCAGAUGUCCACAGUGGUCAUUUUCAACUUCUUCAAGGGUGGCUGAUAUCAUUGGUCCAAGACACAAAACUUCACUUGCAGAAUAUUCAUCUACGUGAAACUAGUAGAAAUAAACUGCCUCAAUAUUUUACAGUGAAUAAGGACAAAAAACAAAAAUUGAAAAGGAGGGAGCCUUUGUCAGAGCAAAAAAGUAGAAUUAAAGGAGCUUUUGAUAGAGAUGCUGAAUAUAUUAGGGCUUUGAGGAGACACCUAGUUAAUUACCCAAGUGCACGUCCUGUGCUUAGUUUAAGUAGUGGUAGCUGGACAUUGAAGCUUCACUUUUUUCAGGAGGUUUUAGGUACAUCAAUGCGGGCAUUGUAUAUAGUAAGAGACCCUAGAGCUUGGAUAUAUUCAAUGUUAUAUGGUAGUAAACCAAAUUUUUAUUCUUUAAAGAAUGUACCAGAGCACUUAGCAAAAUUGUUUAAAAUAGAAGAAGGUAAAAUCAAAUGUAACAUGAAUUCAGGCUAUGCUUUUGAGUAUGAACCACUGAAAAAAGAAUUAGAGACAUCCCAAUCAAAUACUGUUUCCUUAUUAUCUCAUUUAUGGUUAGCAAACACUAAAGCAGCCUUGAGAAUAAAUACAGAUUUGCUGCCUACUAGCUACCAUCUGGUCAAGUUUGAAGAUAUUGUUCAUUUUCCUCAGAAGACUACUGAAAGGAUUUUUGCUUUCCUUGGAAUUCCAUUGUCUCCUGCUAGUUUAAACCAAAUACUGUUUGCCACUUCCACAAACCUUUUUUAUCUUCCUUAUGAGAGGGAAAUAUCACCAUCUAAUACUAAUAUUUGGAAAAAAAAUAUGCCUAGAGAUGAAAUUAAACUAAUUGAAAACAUCUGCUGGACACUAAUGGAUCAUCUAGGAUACCCAAAGUUUAUGGACUAAGUGCUGCAGGACAGCAAAAAUUUGCACUAAUGUGUCCCCACCUACUUUGUGGAUAUGAACUAAAAAAACUCGUUUAUUCUUGUACAUGUGUGUAUGUCUGUAGAGAGAGUGUGUGUUCAGUCUGUUAUUACACAGAGGGAUAUUUUAAAUAGGCACCAUAUGUGGCCUAGCAGGGUUUAUUAUUAUGUUAC
Messenger RNA from Acomys russatus (golden spiny mouse), 4936 nucleotides. RefSeq names its product dermatan sulfate epimerase like (gene Dsel). NCBI's taxonomy places the organism in Eukaryota, Metazoa, Chordata, Mammalia, Rodentia, Muridae. Gene Ontology annotation, molecular function: chondroitin-glucuronate 5-epimerase activity; sulfotransferase activity. The record is from RefSeq and is a predicted model, not a curated record. The coding region runs from base 1122 to 4745 and encodes 1207 amino acids. The transcript has a single exon.